AUGCUCAUGACAGUGAAGACGGUUACUCAAAUAAUUACAAAUCUAUCCUUAUACAGGGAUGCAGCCUGGGAAUUGGAACCCGGUGCAUUUGACUCCUCAGCAAAUCCCGAGGCCGGCAAUUCGGCCGCUUCAAGCCCCUCCACCAUCCCAGCAACCACCUCAUCGCCAGACGAGAAUGCCAAACCGGCGGCCCCCUCCACUCUGACGACUGACUCUCCCCCUAGCCCCGCUGUUCGGAAAGGCAUCCGCCGUCGUCGUAGGCUGACAGAAACAGCAACACCUACUUACCGUCAUGGCAUUACGCGACGCCGAACUACAGUGGCUCACCGGACCCCCCUAUCUGAGGUGCAGCCGGCUUGCCACGAGGAUGGAGCGUUGGUGCGACUCUCCACUGUUGACGAGGUUUGCCAUCUGGAUACGGAGUCAGAGGGCGAGACGACUCCCAUCGCCGUGACGACUACAACAUCGUCUGCAGAGGCUACACUCUCGGGUUCACCCAGCAUACUCUCGGUUCUGAAGUACCCCUCUCCUGUGUCUCCACGUGCAUCUGUUAAGCUCCAACGACGUAGGAGAAACACAGGUGUCCCCACAUCGCGUGGGGGUAGUCAUAGGCAAGUGUAUCAGCGACACCCGAGCUUGCAAAGGUCUACUGACAAUGGUCUUAGACAGACCUCCAUUUCAGCCUACUUCACAUCAAGUAAUAAGGUUGGCGUCAUGGAUGCUACGAACGAGCUCUUUAAGUCACUUCUUACUACUGAGGUUAAGCAGGGUGGAGGGUACAGUCUGCGUAGUGGUGAUACUGGGGCAUCGAGUCAGGCCUCUUCCCUGUGUUUGGGUCGCUCGCGACCGUCCUCCCAACAGACCCUCUAG
Molecule: messenger RNA, 870 nt
Organism: Spirometra erinaceieuropaei
Lineage: Eukaryota; Metazoa; Platyhelminthes; Cestoda; Diphyllobothriidea; Diphyllobothriidae
Source: the annotation of a GenBank genome assembly